AUGACGUGUUUAUGCAUUUUCCUUCUCCUCCUGGCCGCCCCUUCAUGUGUCCCCUCAGAGAUUCAGCUGGUGGAGUCCGGCCCGGGAGCGGUGAAGCCCGGAGAGACCUUCAAACUAACCUGUGCGGUGUCUGGUUACUCCAUUUCCAGCGGGUACUGGUGGCACCGGAUCCGGCAGCCCCCUGGCAAAGGGCUGGGAUGGAUGGCAGAGAUAUAUGGAGAUGGGCGCAUAUUGUCUGCCCAGUCUCUUAAAAGCCGAUUAGCCAUCUCUGUAGAUGUUUCCAAAAAUGAAUUCUCCCUUCAGCUGAGCUCCCUGACAGCUGCAGAUACUGCCAUGUAUUACUGUGCCAGACAAUGUGAUAAAUUGACUCCUGCUGGAUCCAUCCCUCUGGAGCAAGUUCAGCUGGUCCCGUCCGGCCCAGGAGCGGCGAAGCCCCGAGUGACCCUCACCCUGACCUGUGCUGUCUCUGGAGAUUGCACCGGAAACAUUUCUAGUGGCUGUUGCUACUGGAACUGGAUCCGGCAGAGUCCAGGGAAGGGCUGGAAAGGAUGGGAUAUAUAUAAAGAUGGAGGCACAAGCUCCACCACAUCCCUUCAAAGCAGGAUCACCAUCACGGUAGAUUCCUCCAAGAACCAGGUCUCCCUGCAGCUCCGCUCCCUGACAGCUGCAGACACCGCCACCUAUUACUGUGCCAGAGAGAUAGUGACACAGAGCAAAGCAGGGAGCCGAACAGAAAGGGGAAGCGGAGCCUGCACAGACAUUCAGGCCUCCAUGACGCUGUAG
This is a messenger RNA of Malaclemys terrapin pileata, 783 nucleotides long. Its product is annotated as Ig heavy chain Mem5-like. Gene Ontology annotation, molecular function: immunoglobulin receptor binding; antigen binding. The record is from RefSeq and is a predicted model, not a curated record. The transcript is spliced from 5 exons. The coding region runs from base 1 to 783 and encodes 260 amino acids. Gene Ontology annotation, cellular component: external side of plasma membrane; blood microparticle; immunoglobulin complex, circulating. Lineage: Eukaryota; Metazoa; Chordata; Testudines; Emydidae. Gene Ontology annotation, biological process: phagocytosis, recognition; phagocytosis, engulfment; complement activation, classical pathway.